This is a messenger RNA of Mytilus californianus (California mussel), 617 nucleotides long. RefSeq lists its product as uncharacterized. Gene Ontology annotation, molecular function: enzyme inhibitor activity. The coding region runs from base 167 to 568 and encodes 133 amino acids. The record is from RefSeq and is a predicted model, not a curated record. The transcript has 4 exons. NCBI's taxonomy places the organism in Eukaryota, Metazoa, Mollusca, Bivalvia, Mytilida, Mytilidae.
UGUUUCAUAAUUUUAUAUAAAUUACUUAUCUUUAAUCUUUAAUCAGCUGAUCACAAAUUACUUGUACUUUAAAUCAUUGUGAACAGGAACCAGUUUGAAUGGUGGCGGUGCUGGUAACAGCCAUCUUCCCGGCAGAUGCGUUAAUUCUCAUCCAGAGAAAUGUCCCAUGUCCUGUCAAGAGGUUGAUUCGGUCACAGGCUGUAUCGUUUGCAUCAGCAGCUGCCAGUCUGUAGGAUCUGUAACAUCUACACCGACAACAUCACAACCAAGUGUAUCUACAAUAGGUGUACAAAUGACUACAGCAAAGAAAGCUUCACAGCUCACAGGCAUUUGUCAAGCAUUUCCUGUAAACUGUCCAAGAGGGAGUUUUGCAAUACAAAAUGGUUGUCCAGUGUGUACAGCUUUACAGAAAACAGUAGCGCCCUCUUCGACACAAACGACAGUUACAACUACAUCAGCUCCAAGAACAACUCAUGCAUCAUCCACGUGUGCUCCUGUACGGUGUAUUGCGCCAUGUAACAAAGGAAUCAAAUUUGAUGCAUCAAGAUGUCCCGUUUGUGUUUGCUAGAUAUGUUAUAAAUUGUGGUUUGCGUGGUGCACAGCCCUGUGUAUCUUAU